Molecule: messenger RNA, 11426 nt
Organism: Pelobates cultripes (western spadefoot toad)
Lineage: Eukaryota; Metazoa; Chordata; Amphibia; Anura; Pelobatidae
Source: the annotation of a GenBank genome assembly
AUGAAGAUGCUGAAUUUUCUCGUACACUAUGUUUUAUUUGCACUGUUACAGUUUGAAGGUAAAUAUUAUUUGUAUCUAUAUGUGUUUCUGCCCUCUCGGCCUGUUUAUUUUGUUGGAUUACUUCUUGCAGGAUUGGAUGUUUCAUUAGCUUACAACGUGGAGGUUACACCAAAGAAUACGUUCAAUUCCACUCCUGGAGACCUCUUUGGUUACAGAGUGAAACAGUUUAAUUCAUCAAAAGGAGAGAGGUGAGCUGUGUGUGUAUGUGUGCACAAUCUGUGUGUGUUAUAUGAGCUAUGUGGGUGUGUGUGUGUAUGUGUGAGCUACUGUAUGUAUGUGUGUGAACUAUGCGUAUGUGUGUGUGAGCUCUAUGUAUGUGUGUGAGCUAUGUGUGUGUGUGAGCUAUGCGUAUUUGUGUGUGUGUGAGCUCUAUGUAUGUGUGUGAGCUAUGUGUGUGUGAGCUACUGUGUGUGAGCUAUGGAUAGUGUGUGUGUGUGGAUGUCACGGAGCAAGAGUGUUGUGUGAGAAGAAUAGAAACAUAGGAAUGAACCAUGAGUUAUGGGAAAGUUACACCAUUGAGGGGUUCUGGAGGUAACAUAAUACAACACAUGAGCCAGGGUGGACAUGUUUGCUUGAUUGCUUUUUAGAGGGUUAGAUCCUACACACAGUUGUACAGGUAAUUGGUAUCUGUGUGUGUUUUGCUAUUUUCUUAUCUUGUUUUAUUCCGACUCCUCAGGAUCAUAGUGGGAGACCCAGGGUCGGGACAACUGCACCUAUGUGACAUCACCAGAGAAUCAUGUGAUGUCAUCAAGCCUCCAAGUAACAAGCCCAGAAUGUUCAUUACUGCUCUCAGUCUGUGAUGUGAUGUUAAAACUGCUCUCAAUCUGUAUUCUGAUGUCACACUCUGUGUCUGUGAUAAGAUGUUACGCUUUGAUAUUUUGUCAUGCUGUUCUCAGUCUGUGAUGUGAUGUCACACUGCUCUCAUUCAGUGAUGUCACACUGUUCUCCGUCUGAUGUGAUGUCAUGCUGCUCUAAGUCUGUGUUGUGAUGCCACGCUGCUCUCAGUCUGUGUUGUGAUGUCACUAUGUUCUCUCUAUGAUGUCACACUUUUCUCAGUCUGUGAUGUGAUGUCAUGCUGCUCUCAGUCUGUGUUGUGAUGUCAUGCUGCUCUCAGUCUAUGUUGUGAUGUCACACUGCUCUCAGUCUGUGAUGUGAUGUCACACUGCUCUCAGUCUGUGUUGUGAUGUCACACUGCUCUCAGUCUGUGAUGUGAUGUCACACUGCUCUCAGUCUGUGAUGUGAUGUCAUGCUGCUCUCAGUCUGUGUUGUGAUGUCAUGCUGCUCUCAGUCUGUGAUGUGAUGUCACGCUGCUCUCAGUCUGUGUUGUGAUGUCACUAUGUUCUCUCUAUGAUGUCAUGCUGCCCUCAGUGGGAUGUCAGGGUGGGUUGCACCCUAUGGCACCCUCACACUGCUCUAUAUAUUUGUGUUUUGUGUCGCUGUAUAUUAAACCCUUUGUUUCUUCCACCACCGUACAGCCGAUUCUGCUCACUUUGGACUCACUUUGGAAGUCGAUCAACUUUCCAGAAAUUGCAUUGUGAGUAUUAAUCAUUAAAAGGUUUCCAACCUGCCUGUAUUUAUCCAAUGAUCAGAUUUUAUAUAUCAUACAUUAUACAAAGUCCAUCUCAGAAUCUCACACAUGGGAUCUGUCUCACUAUCUCCCACGCACGGGAUCUGUCUCACCAUCUCCCACGCACGGAAUCUGUCUCACUAUAUCACGCACGGGAUCUGUCUCACUAUCUCCCAUGCACGGGAUCUGUCUCACUAUCUCCCAUGCACAGAAUCUGUCUCACUAUCUCCCACACUAUCUCCCACGCACGGGAUCUGUCUCACUGUCUCCCACGCACGCGAUCUGUCUCACUAUCUCCCACGCACGCAAUCUGUCUCACUAUCUCCCACGCACGCAAUCUGUCUCACUAUAUCACGCACGCGAUCUGUCUCACCAUCUCCCACGCAGGGAUCUGUCUCACCAUCUCCCACGCACGGGAUCUGUCUCACUAUCUCCCACACACAGGAUCUGUCUCACUAUCUCCCACGCACGGGAUCUUUCUCACUAUCUCCCACGCACGGGAUCUGUCUCACUAUCUCCCACGCACGGGAUCUGUCUCACUAUCUCCCACGCACAGAAUCUGUCUCACUAUCUCCCACGCACAGAAUCUGUCUCACUCUCUCCCACGGAUCUGUCUCACUAUCUCCCACGCACAUCUGUCUCACUAUCUCCCACGCACGGAUCUGUCUCACUAUCUCCCACGCACGGGAUCUGUCUCACUAUCUCCCACGCACGGGAUCUGUCUCACUAUCUCCCACGCACGCGAUCUGUCUCACUGUCUCCCACGCACGGGAUCUGUCUCACUGUCUCCCACGCACGGGAUCUGUCUCACUGUCUCCCACGCACGGAAUCUGUCUCACUAUCUCCCACGCACGGGAUCUGUCUCACUAUCUCCCACGCACAGAAUCUGUCUCACUCUCUCCCAUGCACGGAAUCUGUCUCACUAUCUCUCACGCACGGGAUCUGUCUCACUAUCUCUCACACACGGGAUCUGAUAGACAUGACAAAGUAUUCAAGGGCUUGGCCUCCAAAUUCCCCAGAUCUAAAUUAGAUCGAGCAUCUGUGGGAUGUGUUGAAACAACAAACUUGAUCCAUGGUGGCCCCACCUCGCAACUUGCAGGACUUAGAGGAUCUGCUGCUAAUAUCUUCGUGACAGAUACCACAGGACACUUUCAGAGGUCUUGUGGCAUCCAUGUCUCGACAUAUCAGAGCUGUUUUGGCAGAAUGAGGGGAACCUGCAAUAUACAAAGUUCAUUCUGAUUUCACACUGAUCCCAGUCUGUGAUGUGAUGUCACUCUGCUCUCUGUGAAUGACAGUGUCUGUAUUUUCAUGUCUGUAUGACUGUCUCUGUAUGACCGUGUCUGUAUGACAGUGCCUGUAUGUCUCUGUAUGACCAUGUCUGUCUCUGUAUGACUGCCCCUGUAUGACCAUGUCUGCGUGUCUCUGUAUGUCUGUGUCUGUAUGACCGUGCCUGUAUGACCAUGCCUGUCUGUGUCUGUUUAACCAUGCCUGUCUGUCUCUGUAUGUCUGUGUCUGUAUGACAGUACCUGUAUGUCUCUGUAUGUCUGUCCCUGUAUGUCUCUGUAUGACCAUGUCUGUCUGUGUCUGUUUAACCAUGCCUGUCUGUCUCUGUAUGUCAGUGUCUGUAUGACUGUCCCUCUAUGUCUCUGUAUGACCAUGUCUGCCUGUCUCUUUAUGACUGUCCCUGUAUGUCUCUGUAUGACCAUGUCUGUGUCUGUAUGACUGUCCCUGUAUGUGUCUUUAUGACCAUGUCUGUCAGUCUCUGUAUGACCAUGUCUGUGUCUGUAUGACAGUACCUGUAUGUCUCUGUAUGACUGUCCCUGUAUGACCAUGUCUGUCUGUAUCUGUUUGACCAUGCCUGUCUGUCUCUGUAUGUCUGUGUCUGUAUGACAGUACCUGUAUGUCUCUGUAUGUCUGUCCCUGUAUGUCUCUGUAUGACCAUGUCUGUCUGUGUCUGUUUAACCAUGCCUGUCUGUCUCUGUAUGUCAGUGUCUGUAUGACUGUCCCUCUAUGUCUCUGUAUGACCAUGUCUGCCUGUCUCUUUAUGACUGUCCCUGUAUGUCUCUGUAUGACCAUGUCUGUGUCUGUAUGACUGUCCCUGUAUGUGUCUUUAUGACCAUGUCUGUCAGUCUCUGUAUGACCAUGUCUGUGUCUGUAUGACAGUACCUGUAUGACCAUGUCUGUCUGUAUCUGUUUGACCAUGCCUGUCUGUCUCUGUGUGUCUGUGUCUGUAUGACCAUGUCUGUGUCUGUAUGACUGUCCCUGUAUGUCUCUGUAUGACCAUGUCUGUCUCUGUAUGACUGUCCCUGUAUGUCUCUGUAUGACCAUGUCUGUCUCUGUAUGACUGUCCCUGUAUGUCUCUGUAUGACCAUGUCUAUGUCUGUAUGACUGUCCCUGUAUGUCUCUGUAUGACCAUGUCUGUCUCUGUAUGACUGUCCCUGUAUGUCUCUGUAUGACCAUGUCUGUCUCUGUAUGACUGUCCCUGUAUGUCUCUGUAUGACCAUGUCUGUCUCUGUAUGACUGUCCCUGUAUGUCUCUGUAUGUCCAUGUCUGUCUCUGUAUGACUGUCCCUGUAUGUCUCUGUAUGACCAUGUCUGUCUCUGUAUGACUGUCCUGUAUGUCUCUGUAUGACCAUGUCUGUCUCUUUAUGACUGUUCCUGUAUGUCUCUGUAUGACCAUGUCUGUCUCUGGAUGACUGUCCCUGUAUGUCUCUGUAUGACCAUGUCUGUCUCUGUAUGACUGUCCCUGUAUGUCUCUGUAUGACCAUGUCUGUCUCUGUAUGACUGUCCCUGUAUGUCUCUGUAUGACCAUGUCUGUCUCUGUAUGACUGUCCCUGUCUCUGUAUGACCAUGUCUGUCUGUCUCUGUAUGACCAUGUCUGUAUGACCUGUAUGUCUCUGUAUGACCAUGUCUGUCUCUGUAUGACUGUCCCUGUAUGUCUCUGUAUGACCAUGUCUGUCUCUGUAUGACUGUCCCUGUAUGUCUCUGUAUGACCAUGUCUGUCUCUGUAUGACUGUCCCUGUAUGUCUCUGUAUGACCAUGUCUGUCUCUGUAUGACUGUCCCUGUAUGUCUCUGUAUGACCAUGUCUGUCUCUGUAUGACUGUCCCUGUAUGUCUCUGUAUGACCAUGUCUGUCUCUGUAUGACUGUCCCUGUAUGUCUCUGUAUGACCAUGUCUGUCUCUGUAUGACUGUCCCUGUAUGUCUCUGUAUGACCAUGUCUGUCUCUGUAUGACUGUCCCUGUAUGUCUCUGUAUGACCAUGUCUGUCUCUGUAUGACUGUCCCUGUAUGUCUCUGUAUGACCAUGUCUGUCUCUGUAUGACUGUGCCUAUAUGUCUCUGUAUGACCAUGUCUGUCUCUGUAUGACUGUCCCUGUAUGUCUCUGUAUGACCAUGUCUGUCUCUGUAUGACUGUCCCUGUAUGUCUCUGUAUGACCAUGUCUGUCUCUGUAUGACUGUGCCUGUAUGUCUCUGUAUGACCAUGUCUGUCUCUGUAUGACUGUCCCUGUAUGUCUCUGUAUGACCAUGUCUGUCUCUGUAUGACUGUCCCUGUAUGUCUCUGUAUGACCAUGUCUGUCUCUGUAUGACUGUCCCUGUAUGUCUCUGUAUGACCAUGUCUGUCUCUGUAUGACUGUCCCUGUAUGUCUCUGUAUGACCAUGUCUGUCUCUGUAUGACUGUCCCUGUAUGUCUCUGUAUGACCAUGUCUGUCUCUGUAUGACUGUCCCUGUAUGUCUCUGUAUGACCAUGUCUGUCUCUGUAUGACUGUCCCUGUAUGUCUCUGUAUGACCAUGUCUGUCUCUGUAUGACUGUCCCUGUAUGUCUCUGUAUGACCAUGUCUGUCUCUUUAUGACUGUCCCUGUAUGUCUCUGUAUGACCAUGUCUGUCUCUGUAUGACUGUGCCUAUAUGUCUGUGUAUUGUAAAGGUAGAGAGUAUAUGCACACACUAUCCGGAUAGUUCUUCCAUCAGGAUGCCACAAACCCAAGAAAGAUUCAAGAGAAUAAUGUAGAUCAGGGCACACCUGGUGGUUUAUUCAGUAGGCAGCUGUAUUAUAAAGUGCAGAACAAAAACAAAGUUUAGGCUGAAACGUUGUUUUUGUUCUUCACUUUAUAACAAACCUGCCUACUGAAUAAACCACCAGGUGUGCCCUGAUCUACAUUGUUCUAUUGUAUAUGUCUGUGUAUGACUGUGUCUGUGUGUCUGUGUUUAACUGUGUCUGUAUGUCUGUGUAUGACUGUGUGUCUUUGUUUAACUGUGUCUAUGUCUGUGUAUGACUGUGUCUCUGUGUCUGAUUGUGUAUUACAAUCUCUGUAUGUCUGUAUCACUGUGUCUGCAUAUCACUGUAUGUCUGUGUAUGACAGUGUCAGUAUGUCUCUAUGUGUCUCUGUAUGACUCUUUUUCCGUAUCUGUAUGUCUCUAUGCGUGUCUGUAUGACUGUGUCUGUAUGACAGUGUGCCUGUAUUACUGUGUCUGUUUGGUUAUGUGCCUUUUAGGUGUCACAGUAUCAUUGUGACUGUGUACCUGAAUAACUAUGUCUGUGUGCCUUUAUGGUUGUGUGUCUGUGUGUUUUUGCUUUGUGCAUGUAUGUCUUUGCCUGUGUAUCUUUGAUACACAGUCUGUAUGGCUGGGGAGGAAAAAGACACACAAAGGGACUGAGGGAGAAGAGACACAGAUAAGCAUAUAAGCAAGGUAUUAGACCAUUUUUAAUUUUCUAUAUUUUGUCUGCUGUGUGUGUCCUCAGUUGUAUUUGUGCAGCGAAUAAAAGGUAGUUUUUCGAGCUUAGGAUGGUUAAAAAAUAAAUACAUUUAAAAAUGCAUAUAUUUUUGCUUUAAUGCCUUAAUCAUAUGCAUUGAAAUAUAAAUUUUAUUAAACAGUGUUUCACUUAAUAUCGGCAUUCCUGAAACAAAGAAAUCUCUUGUUCUUCAAUAAUUAAAUUUUUUAUAAAAGUCUUUGUAACGGAGCUCCCUGUACUCCAGCUGGGUACCUCCGCCAAAGGACCGCUUCCUAGCUGGAACAGGGGACAAACCGCAGCACUUCUGCCACACUCGCCGUGGCUUGACUAGGGUCCUGGAACCGCUCCCUCCUGGUGCCGAAUGGGGAAUCCGCUCUAGACACCCCCAGGCACUGGACAACACUCAGUCCUAGGAGCUCUAGUCCUUACAAGGACUUUCCCCAUUGAAUCCUACAUGCUGGAACAAGCUGGAACAGUGAUUAGCCCUUUCCCCUCCCAGUAACCAGACGACACAAAGUUCUGGGAGUACAAGGUGGAAUCCUUUAAUGGCAGCCACAGACCCCCACAAAUGUUACAUGCCCUGAUAGCCCUGAUCUGGGUGACCAACAUAUUCAAAAAUCACCCGGAUCAUUUCAGGGGUUCAAGAAUUUCCUUGAAGUCAUAAUUUGACCACAUGGUCCCCUGCCGAAAAUAGUUCCAUGGAAUCGCUGCUAAGUGCCACUGGGGACGGACCGCAAAGUCUUCAUGACAAAAAUAGUUCCAGGGCUUUCGUGGCUAAGUCCACCUGAAGUUUAUUUGCGGUUUUGAGCGAUGCGAACGGCUUCCAGGGAGCUAGCGUUCGGUUCUAUGUGUACGAAUGGUAAGUGCCGAACCAGGGGAAAUAAAAGAUUGGUCUUUACAGUCGCUGACCUGCCCAUAGUCGGUGGGCAGGGGACUGGCAAGCAGGCACCUCCAGUAGCUCGUGGCAAACUCACGAGGACAGGGGAGUUUGUCACAGUCUUCUUUUUAUAAUCUUGCUCAAGACAGCUUUAUUGAGGACGUACUGCAUACAUUACUAAAGUUUUAUUAUACAACAUAUCUGUUGCCAAUAAGAAACCUUUCUUUUUGGUUUUGUGAAUUCUCUAUUUCUUUAUUUAGAAAGAGUAACAAAAUGAAAAAUCCAAUUAGGCAAUUAGAAGAUAUGUAUAACAGCAAGGAGUGGGAAGGACAGAAAGAGAAGUUUAUUUAGGGAAGAAUGAGUGAGAAAGAGGAUAAAUUUAGAUUUAUGUUGUGAUAAGUUGUGCGUGUUGGCAAUGCUUUUAUUCAUUUAAAGCUGCUUAAUAAACAGCAUACAAGAUGUACCAAGUAGGGCCAGAAAUUCAGACUCAUGUCCCUGCCAUCUAUCGUUAUCACAGAACAACAAUUUUCUAUUUGCAAUUAAGGGAACACUUUAGUACCAGGAAAACAAACUUGUUUUCCUGGCACUAUAUAGUCUUUAGGUCCCUCCCACCCUCAGGGCCCCCAUCCCGCUGGGCUGAAGGGGUUUAAACCCCUUUAGCCACUUAUCUUUAUCCAGCGCCGGGCUCCCUGGGCACUGGUGACCUCUCCUCCGCCGUCAGCUGCCAAGUGGAGCUGAAUGCGCAUCUGCGGCCAGAGCUGUGCGCGCAUUAAAAACGCCCAUAGGAAAGUAUUACUUAAUGUUUUCCUAUGGACGUUCUGUGUACUCAAUGCGAUUUUCGCAUUGAGCGUUGCGGAAGCGCCUCUAGCGGCUGUCAGGAAGACAGCCACUAAGGCUGGAUUAACCCUCAGUGAAACAUAGCAGUUUCUCUGAAACUGCUCAGUUUUCAGCUGCAGGGUUAAAACUAGAGGGACCUGGCACCCAGACCACUUCAUCGAGCUGAAGUGGUCUGGCUGCCUAUAGUGGUCCUUUAAAACACGCACAACUCACUAUUUCAAGAGUAAAAUCACUGACAUUUACACGUACACAGGUUAGGCCACGGCAGCCUUUUUUUGUAAUAAAAAUAUCUCCCCCGACAGACUCAGUCCAUUGCUGUCAGACACCUUCCAUCUGUGACUGAGUUUAUGACUAGUCAAUCCGUGGGGACCGGUGUGUAUUGAGAGGGACGGCAAACUCAGGAACCGCCCCAGGCAGGAAAAGCUCCGCCACUGGGCAGGUGGUUUUAAUGUUGCGGCUGAUCUGUGUAUUUUGUCUUCGCCCUAUAUGAAAAAAAUUAUAUUUUUCUGUUUGUCUGCAGGUGUGUGGGAUUGGGACUCCCCAUGACUGUGAUCGUGUGUUGUAUAUGAAUGGAGCUUGUUACAAACUCACCUCCAACCUGACUGUGUCUGCGCAGCUGCAACCAGGAUAUCGAGGUAAAUAAUGGUAAUGACGGUAACUGACAAUAAAUGAGUGUAAAUAACGGUAAAUGGUGAUAAAUAACGGUAACUGACAGUAAAUCACGGUAACUGACUAAAUGAUGGUAAAUAACAGUAAAUCACGGUCAAUAAUGGUAACUGACAGUAAAUAACGGUAAAUAAUGGUAACUGAGGGUAAAUAACGGCAAAUCACUGUUAAUAAUGGUAAGUUAGUGUAAAUAACGGUAACUGAGUGUAAAUGACGGCAAAUCACGGUAAAUAAUGGUAACGAGGGUCAAUAACGGUAACUGACUAAAUUACAGUAAGUAACAGUAAAUUGCGGGAAAAUAACGGUAACUGCCGGUAAAUAACGGUAACUGUGAAUAAAUAAUGGUAACUGAGGGUAAAUAAUGGUAACUGACAGUAAAUAACGGUAACUGUGAAUAAAUAAUGGUAACUGAGGGUAAAUAAUGGUAACUGUGAAUAAAUAAUGGUAACUGAGGGUAAAUAAUGGUAACUGACAGUAAAUAACGGUAACUGAUGGUAAAUCACAGUAACUGACAGUAAAUAACAGUAAAUUGCGAGAAAACAAGGGAAACUGACGGUAAAUAACGACAAUUGAAGAUAAAUAACGGUAAACAAUGGUAUUUGAUGGUAAAUCACUGUAACUGACGGUAAAUAACGGUAACUGACGGUAAAUAACGGUAACUGAGGGUCAAUAACGGUAAAUCACGGGCAAUAACGGUAACUGACGGUAAAUAACGGUAACUGACUGUAGCGGAUGGUAUUACGGCUGUCCCAAAAGACUGUGUUAAAAAUGCAAUUCGUGCGUUUAUUUUCCUGUAUAGCUAAAAGUGUAUGUAGUAUUCGUAUGAUUGUUCGGUAGUUUCCAUCCGUAUUCCAUACGAAUAAAAAAACUACCGAACCAGUAGACCACCCCAGAGAGAAGUGUGCACCUUAUUAGGCUUGCACACUUCUCUAACCACAAGUUAAUUGAUAUGAUCGGUACUUUGUGCAUGUUUCUGGGCAUCUAACGCACGAAAACCUCAGCGGUGUUUGGUCGUCGAGUGUCUGGAACUCAAAUCGGACACUCAAUUACCCGAACACCGCUGAGACCUCCAGAGCUCCGUAACUCCCGAACGGAAGGGCUAAUCAGCCCCUCGUUCGGUGAGUUAAAAUUACCGAACAAAGGUAUUCAUGCGAAUACAGUUUUAAUAGUGGAUGUCAUGUAUUUCUGUGUAUUUUACAUACCGAACGGAGACCGACCGCAGGGCCAAAACACAUGGAACCCUUUUCGGCUACCACCCGGUUAGUCUACCCUUGGGGGGGAGAUAUGUGGCAAACGCCCUGUGGUCUGGCCGUUUGCCACGAGCUCCUGGAGGAGCCUGCUUGCCAGCCUGCUACCUCAGGACUAUGGGCCCUGCAAUAUACCUUGCCCAAUGCACUUUGCAGGCUCCGUUCAUGUAAUUUAUGUACUUUUGUACUCCAGAAAGAGAGACCGACCGUUAGCCCUGAUUUCCUGGAACUGUUUUGGACAUAGGACCAUGUGCACGGUCGGUCAAAAUUAUGACUUCCAUAGAAAUCCCAACCCCUGAACCGACCUGGGUGAUUUUUGGAUAUGUUGGUCACCCAGAUUGGGGCUAUCGGGGGUUGUAACUUUUGUGGGGCUUUUUUUAAUGUGUUUUGGGGGUAUUUCCGGGGUUUUGUUAUAUUGCCUGUUUCUGUACUGAGAGAUAAUUAAAUUAUAUGUUUGUGUGCUAAGGUAAUUAUAUCUCAGGUACAGGGGAGGAGUAUGAUGGAUGUUUGCUUGUAUCUCGUCUCCUCUCAGGUCCAGGGGGAGGGAUUAUCAUGUUUUGUGUGGGCGUGUUUACGGUGUCCCUGUGUUGUACAAAAGCAGGCCAUUGAGCCUGGAUUAAACACAUUUGUUUUACCCCUUCAUGAAGUCUAGGCUCAUGUUUUGGGGGAUCGGAGAGCUCUAAUCCCUACUCUGCUGGAAGCAGGAGAGUUAUAAUCACUGUAGCACUUGGGGUUCGGGAGACUACUAACGGAUAUACUCAGCCGGACGGUAAAUAACGGUAACGACUAACUGACAGUAAAUAAUGGUAACAGACGGUAAAUAACAGUAACUGAGUAAAUGACGGUAAAUAACAGUAACUGACGUUAAAUAAAGGUAAAUGGCAGUAAAGAACGGUAGUAAAUAAUAAAGUAACUGACAGUAAAUAAUGGUAAAUAAUGGUAAGUGGAGGUAACUGAUGGUAAAUAACUGUAAAAUUACAGUUAAUAAUGGUAAAUGAUGGUAAUCAUGAUAAAUGAUAAUGAUAGUGAAUUAUGAUAAAUGAUGGUAAGAGAUGGUAAAUGGUGCUAAAUUAUAAUAAAUUGUGGUAAAUGAUAAUUAAUGAUAAAUUAUGAUAAAUGAUGAUAACAAGCUCCAGCUGCCUUUGUAACCAUGAAUUUACACCUUAAUAAACCAUAUAAUAACGUCAUCUUUUACCCAACUUCUCUGACUGCUUAUUAGUGACCCCAUAUCUCACCCACAGACUGCCAGAAAGCUGAUGUGGACCUUUGCUUUCUGGUUGAUGGUUCCUCUGGGAUGGGCGAAAGAGAGUUUGCAGCUAUCCGGGAAUUCAUGAUCAGCACCAUGAGAAGCCAUAAUUCAAGCAAUAUCAACGUGAGUGGAGGAAGAAAAGUGUGGGAGGGGGUGAAAGGAUCUGAAGAAGGAUGCUAUGUGUGGAGAGCUUGA